This is a messenger RNA of Vittaforma corneae ATCC 50505, 717 nucleotides long. RefSeq lists its product as uncharacterized. NCBI's taxonomy places the organism in Eukaryota, Fungi, Microsporidia, Nosematidae. The record is from RefSeq and is a predicted model, not a curated record. The coding region runs from base 1 to 717 and encodes 238 amino acids. The transcript has a single exon.
AUGCUGGAUCAAGAGUAUAAUUCGCGGGUUAUUAUGGGUAUUCAUAAAUUUUUAGUAGAGUGCAUUGAAAAAGAUGUGGGAAACUACGGUAUGAGAUUUAUUAACGAGCUAUCACAACUGGUCAAAGGACUGCCAGAAUAUAGAUUAGACGCUACAGUCAGCCAAGCAAAAAAACGAUCAAACAUAGAAAUGGAUAAUUGGAAGCUGCAGUUGAAAGCUUUUGUACAGAAUUUAAGUAUAGACUGCGAAUCCGAAAAGGUUCUGGGAUUUUUGAACUUUGCAGAUUCUAACUCUCUUGAGCCUAGACUUGAUUUCCUUCUUUUCUUGAUCAACGUGUCCUAUUUUACUGACACUCUGAAAUCCAUUAUCCAUGAUUCGCAAAGCUUUUUGAAAAACCAAAAAUUCAAUCCUGACCUGACAUCCCAGAACAAGAUCAAUAACGACAUGGACUCUAAUGGCACAGAUGAUAGCAAUAUUCAAAGGCCAACUGUGCUGGAUAAUCCUCUGAAUACCCAUAUUGGAAAAUACCGUGGCUAUCUUUUGAUACUUUUAGAUUACAGCAUUGUACUCAAAGACAAGGAUGAUUUCUACAUGCUAGAGCCGAAAGAUGUAAAGAUUGUGCUGGACGACAUUAAUCCUUUUGAUAAAGUUGAGAAGAUCACGUAUGCAAAUUUAAAGACAGUUUUACAUGAACUAAAGGAAAUAAAUAAAAUCUAG